AUGCCAGUACCUUAAAUCACUGUCGUUACUGAUAGGACGCACUUGUCUCAGGUGGAGUGUGCACCUUGCUGUUUUGUAAUACACCUGUCUACUACCGGAAGUAGUGACGAUAUUUUUCCACGCGCAAGCGUUUACCUCAGGGAUGUCUCGCGGUUCAGGAAUUAUUCCAGAUGAGUCCAUGUUUAAUGAAUUCAAAAAACAAUGUGUGUCGACGGAGAGUUGGAUCAGCAAGUACGAUAAGAAUGGCAUGGUGGUCUGGGUCGAGGUGGCGCUAUCCUCGUCCCAAGGAAACAAAGGCAGCUAUUCCAAAGUGCACAAAAUCAAGUGUAGAAUAACCAUAAAUGAUGUGUCGGCUGCUACUAUGUACGAUGUGCUUCUCGACAGCCAGUAUCGGAAGACAUGGGACCCUACAAUGCUUGAGAGCUUUGACAUAGCUCGUUUGGCACACAAUGCUGAUGUGGGCUACUAUUCAUGGCUUUGUCCAAAACCAUUGAAGAACAGAGAUGUGGUAACCCUGCGCACAUGGCAGGCCAAUGAGGACGAGUAUGUGAUCAUUAACUUCUCUGUGAAGCAUCCGAAAUAUCCUCCACGUAAGGAUUUGGUAAGGGCAGUUUCCCUUCUGACGGGUUACCUCAUCAAACCAACAGGGCCUAACAGCUGCAUUUUCACAUACCUCUCACAAGCUGAUCCCAGAGGGUCUCUUCCAAAAUGGGUUGUCAACAAAGCAUCUCAGGUCCUGGCUCCAAAAGUCUUAAGAAGUGUUCACAUGGCAGGUCAAAAAUACCCCGCAUGGAAGGCAGCAAAUUCUCCUGACCACAAGCCAUGGCUGUACCCCAUACAGAGUGAACUGCCCAUGAUGGAUCCAGCAGAGUUGUCCAUCCAGCGUGGAGACUCACUGGAAAACGUGGAUGAGAGCUCAACCAAAGAUGCCCAACAGAAUGAAGACAGCAGCUAAAAUGGCUCCACAAAAAGGAAAUGUACGGACAGUCUUUAGACUCCGUGUCCAUGUCACUGGGUCGAUCCACCCCACUUAUAUGGUCAGCUUUGUGUUGUUGACACCAAAUAUUCCUCCCUCUUGCACACAGAAAUUGUUUACAGACAUUGUGCUCUGCACUGUAGAGUUAUCACUUUAGUAUGUGUGACCAAUGAGUAAUAGGAAUAUCCAUUUGAUGUUUACCGCGUAACUUGACACUCACUACGCACAAAGAUAAUCCUUAACCUAAAAUGUCUUUUUUUUUUUUUUCUUAUGGCAGCACACACACAAUGUAAUGAUGCUUCAUCAAACAAUAGAAAAUACUAUACAGUUCUGCUCCUUAAUUUAAAACACUUUUAAGGUGGCCAGUUAUCUAAUAACUUUUUUUUUAUUUUUUUUUUGCUUUUGUAAUUUAUUAUUAAAUUGAAAUCCAACUGACAUUUUGGAAAUGCAGUUGAAUAGGAUUUGUAAUUCUUUAAUUUGUAGAUUUAAUUGUCAUCUUAAAAUAUCUCCAUAGUAGGGGAGAGAUAAAUUGAAAUGUCAUUCUUAUGUUUGAGUAUUUAUUUUGAGUGCCUUUUUAAAGACGUGUGUCCAUAUUGGCAUGUGUGCAAGAAUGACUGACACCAAACAACCAGGGGAGAACUAUGUAUAAUGUCUCUGUAAUAUGACCAAAACAGUGGUUUUCCUCAGAUUUAUUACUUGAUGUGGUAUUUGAGAUUCCUGCAACAGGCAGAGGAAAAUGUCAUGAUAGAGCAGUUCUGUACACUUAAAUUAUGUUCUGUGUGUUAAACCCUUAAGCAUGAAAAGAAACAACAUAUUAAUUUUAAAGGGAUAGUUCACCCAAUAAUUAAAAUUCUAUCAUUUACUCACCUUCACGCCAUUCCAGAUGAGUAUGACUUUUCUUCAGCAGAACACAAAUGACAUUUUUUUUUGAAGAAUUUCGCAGAACUUUUGGUCUCAAAAAUUUUGAAGCUCCAAAAAUCACAAAAGCCUGCAUAAAAGAAAUCCAUAAGACUCCAUUGGUUAAAUCCAUAUAUUUAGAAGUGAUAUGAUAGGUGUGGGUGAGAAACAAUAUUUAAGUCAUUUUUUGCUGGAAAUUCUUCUCCCUGCCCAGUAGGGGGCAUAUGCAUGAAAAAUGUGAAUAGUAAAAACAAAGAAAAAUAAUGGUAUAGUAAAAAUGUAUUACUUUAAUGCUGACUUGUGUGAUUUUUGGAGUGUAAAAAAUUUGGCACCCAUUUAAUUGUAUUGUAUGAACCUACAGAGCUGAAAUAUUCUUCUAAAAAUCUUAAUGAGUGUGCAGAAGUAAGAAAGUCAUACACAUCUGGGAUGGCACGAGGGUGAGUAAAUAAUGAGGGAAUUUUCAUUUUUGGGUGAACUAUCCCAUUAACACACAUGUGAUGCUAGUGUUGUUUAAUUUCAUGCUAGGUUUUCCAAAAAGCCUUUCCCAUCAAACAAUUGUCACUACAACAGGUUGGAAGUUGCCCAUAUUUCUAACAAAUAUUUUUCUUCAGGGUAAGGAUGUAUAUGUCUAUUUGUGUGUUUGAUAUAAAUGCACAUGAUAUAAAAGUCCUCACUCACUGUCGGGUUAAAUGGCUUUAUAUUGGUAAAGAUUUUAAAUAAAUUAUAAUGUCCAAAAAUGUUUUUGAAGAC
This is a messenger RNA of Xyrauchen texanus (razorback sucker), 2623 nucleotides long. Its product is annotated as START domain-containing protein 10-like. The record is from RefSeq and is a predicted model, not a curated record. The coding region runs from base 143 to 955 and encodes 270 amino acids. The transcript has 7 exons. NCBI's taxonomy places the organism in Eukaryota, Metazoa, Chordata, Actinopteri, Cypriniformes, Catostomidae. Gene Ontology annotation, molecular function: lipid binding.